AUGACAGAAGUUGAUGUUUCUAUUCCAGAGGGUUCUGCUUUGACGGGCGAUAUUCAAAAUAAUGAAUCAAACAACAGUAACAGGGACGUUAAUGAAGGACAACAACAGAAUGGUUCAUCCAGUGAUAGCAACAGCAACAACAAAACCGACAAAAGUAAAGAAGAAGCCAUGGACGUAGAUGGUGUUGAUACCGAAGAAGAUGAUUCUCAAAUUACCUCAUCAACGGAAAAUGGGGGUAGUGCUGGCAGAGAUGCAAAUUGUAAAGAAUUGGCAAUUAAGUCCGUUGCCAGCUUAAACGAGGACUCAUCGAAUGCAUGUGAGAGCAUUUCGCAGAAUUGUGAUUCAGCGCCUAAAACAGGUGAGGAGAGCGUUGAUAGUGUCAAUAGUCUUUCGGAAAAGGCGGCCUCCAACAAUGCCGAUACUGAAAAUGAUGAAACUAAUACAAAUGAUAGUCAUGUUCAAACAAAGAAAUCAAUAAAUAAUGAUGAAGAUGAUGGCGCCAUAAGUCAUGAUGGUUCUAUGCAUUCUAAAAGUACAAAUCAUGUUGACGAAACAUCCAAUGACAAUUCUAACCAUACUGACGAUCCUCUGGCAGUGCCGAAAAAUAAACAGAAGGAGAAUGGAACUGUUACCAAUCAAGAGAAACAACAAUCGGAUGGUGGUGUUGUUGACCUGGGCGAUGAUUCGGAUAUCGAAAUGUCUGAAGUGACUAAUACAUCAGUCAAAAAUAGCAAUAACAAAAAGCCCGAAGAAAACGAUUCAGAUGGUGCAGUGUUAAUUGGAUCUGAUUCAGAAAAUGAAAACGAUAAACAGCCCGCCAAAACCACAAAGACAGCACCCCCCAUUAAAUCUACUGAAGUGAUCGAUGACGACGAUGAUGAUGAUUGUGUGGUAAUCGAAGAUGAUAAUCCAGCACCAAAUGAUCUCACAAAACGCAAAAUGGACACUCUAAGUGAAGAUUCUCAGCCGCCUAGUAAACGGCAACGUAGUAGUGCUCCGCAAAUGCCUGGACAAAUUAGUAUUAAAGACGCAAGAACUUUAAUUACACCGCCAAUAGCGCAAGAGGCUACAACUAAGCGUACGCCCGACAUGAAUGUCUACCCUGUGAAUAUUACACCUGCUGCAAACUCCGGACCUCCAAAGUUAGUGCCCGUUGGUGCGCCAAUAUCUGCUAGUUCUUCGGCGGCUGCAGCCUUGGCGGGUUUAACUGGUUUGAAUACACCGGCCAAUACCAAUAUUCUACCUGGCCUUACUGAUGAAAUGUUUGUUUUGGAAGCUCCAUCCUUCAUAGUCCCAUAUAUUUAUGAGAAACCACCUUCGGAGCAAAUAAAGGAUGUGAUCAAAGAAAUAGAAUCAAAAUUUUCCUUCACUAAAGAAGACUUUGAUGAUGUUGAUAAGGCCGACGAAUUUGAUAUGAUGACUGAACAGAACAAGGAGGAUCGUGAAGAAGAAACAAAAAAGAAGAAGAAACGUCGACGUGACGACGGAGAUGAUGAAUCCUGGUCGGAGGAAGACGAAGAAUCGGAAGAUGAUGACGAUGAUGACUCGGAAACCGGUAUGCGCACAAAAGUACUCAUCAAAGAAGCUUCUGAUGACAUGACGGCCCUCAAAGGAGCGAUAAAACCGGCAUCAUCUACGUCUUCAACGUCAGCAACAGUUGAUGGUACCGCUGCAAAGCCAGGUCAAGAAAAUUAUUUCGAAAGUCCCUUGGGAAAAUUCUUCAUGGAUAUAGGUGUUGGUCUAGUGCAAGAAUUUGUACAAAAUGAUUUAAUUCGUUUGCAAAAACGCAAAAUGCGCAAAAGUUUGGGCCGCAAUACUGCUGAAUUCGAAAAAGCAAUUGCAGCUCUUACUGCCAAUAUGGAGGCUUCAAAGAAAAAGAAUUCCCCUUUUAAAUUCAAUAUGAAACGGUGCGAGUUCUGCAAUUUUAAAUCUGAAUCUGCCUUAUCAAUGGCAAAUCACUAUGAAACACCUCAUAUGAAUGGUGUGCUGUACAAGUGUAAUUUCUGUAUUUUCGAAAUUCGCAACGCUACUGAAAUCGUGUACCACAUGGAAGCUGUUCAUAACAUCAAAGCACGUUUAAUUAAACCGUUGCCUUAUCAUCAAUGUCCAAAUUGCGGCUUCGAGGAUAAUGGAAAAGCAAAAUUAGCCCGUCAUCAACCUGUUUGUGCGAAAAAAUUCAGACCCGAAGUGAAUUUAGCUCCUCCUAAUGAUUGGGAAGCUCCUGCCAAGAUACCACGUCUCAAACCACGUCAUGGACUGGUGGCAACCGCUACUGCUUAUCAAGCCAUGGCAGCUCAAGCUGCUGCACAAAAGGCUGCAUUGGCUUCCAUACAGCAACAACAACAGGCCAGAAACCUGCAGGCUGCAGCAUUAGCAGCUCAAAAUGCAGCCAAUAAACUACGCGGGCGGGCACCUCCAGCACCGGUUAGCAAAAAUGCGCAAAAUGCCGGUGCCAUGAUGAGAGCCGCCAACCAAGUUCGUAAUCCAGCAGCUACUAAUGUAGUAUUGCCAAACAACUAUCAACUAGGUGCCGGAGGCCAAAUAAUACAAAACCCAAUAGGCAAAAAAUCAACAGGACAACCAAGUAUUUCAAUAACACCGCUACCUCGUCAAUCAACUGGUGGAGCAGCUGGUUCAUCACCAUCGACUAGCAAGGUACCACCAGCUGGUAUGAAACCAGGUCAAAGUCCUGGGGGCGGCAAAGCUCAAUUCGUUAUAUGUGAGAUAUGUGAUGUCUACAUCAAGGAUCUGGAACAAUUGCGUAAUCAUAUGCAGUGGAUGCAUAAGGUCAAAAUACACCCGAAAAUGAUAUAUAAUCGACCUCCAUUGAAUUGCCAAAAAUGUCAGUUCAGAUUCUUUACUGAUCAAGGUUUGGAACGGCAUUUAUUGGGUUCCCAUGGUUUAGUGACAAGUUCUAUGCAAGAGGCAGCCAAUAAAGGCAAAGACGCCGGCAGAUGCCCAGUAUGUGGAAGGAUGUAUCAAUGGAAACUAUUGAAUCAUGUAUCUCGUGAUCAUCAUAUGACUUUAAAACCAGCACAUUUAUCCUAUAAGUGUACCGUCUGUACAGCAACCUUCGGCAUGUACAAACAAUUCGAAACACAUGUGUAUACAGCACAUAGUACUGUGGCAAAAAAGGCAAUGGAUGGGAAAAAGAACUCAACCCUUCCCAGUGCGGCAGCCGGCAGCAGUUCAGGACGAAACAGUUUAAGUGCAGCCAACGAUUCAUUGUUGAAACCAUUAAAAAUUAAUGAUGAGAUCACCAUUAUACCACAACCUGCAUCGAAAUCGCGCAUUUCAAACAUGGAUACACACGUUAUUGAUUAAUUUACGUUGAAAUGAAGCAAUACAGAAGGAACAUCCCACAACGACAAAUCUUUUUAAGGGCUACAACAAAAUAUUGCUAGACUAUUGCUAGUAACACAAAAGGGACGUCAGUAAAAUUUGCUACCAAUACAAUACAUAUAAUGAAAUAUGAAGGAAACCUCCAAGGUUCUCUAACGCAUAUAACAAAUUGCAAAUUUUGAAUUAAAAAAAACUGCAACUAUAAUGUUUUAAUGGCUAAGCGCUCUGUAAAAUAUUUAUUUAACACCACUCACAUUUCCUCGCCAACAAUAUAGAGAAAAUAAAAAUAUCUAUCCUUUUUUAUCGUUUUCUAAUCUUUUUGAAAUCUUCUUCUAAUCCUACUCAAUGUUAUUAACAGCAACAGUGAACUUUAACUAUUUACAUACAAUCAAUAUAAAUACCAUUGUUAAUAUACACAAGCUAUGGCCAAUUCUUGUUCGAAACGUUCGUUUAGCAUAACUUUCCAUUUUUAUUUUAGUUUAGAUUUUGUUUAAGCCUACACUGAAUAAUGAAUUUCGUUUUCGAAACACAAGAAACAAAUAAACAAACAAAAAACAAAAGUUUUAACUUUAAUUAAAUGAACAUAAAAAAUAUAUAUACAUAUGCAUACAUAUAAAAAAGUUGAUAACUAAUUAAAAAUUAUUAAAAAAAAGUUACAAAACCACAAGUGGUAUAUGUACAUUAGUUAAAAAAUAAAUACCUAAUAAGUGUAGUACAGUAGUAAUAUAUUUAUAUAUACUGAUGAUAUAUGUAUAUCUAUAAUAUGUAUGUAACAAAUACAAGCAAAAAAUGAGAAAAUAUUAAUUUAUUUAACGUGAAUUUUAGUUAUAACAGUUUUUUAUACAUAGAAUGGAUCGAUCUGCUUUCCGAAUUCUAAAUAUGAUGAAAUUGUUAGUACACGUUAAUUUCUUAUUUAAUAAAAACAGAAACAAAAAAAUAUAAUUUUAGUUUAUAAA
Molecule: messenger RNA, 4298 nt
Organism: Lucilia cuprina (Australian sheep blowfly)
Lineage: Eukaryota; Metazoa; Arthropoda; Insecta; Diptera; Calliphoridae
Gene: MEP-1
Exons: 4
Coding region: 1-3324 (1107 amino acids)
Biological process (GO): regulation of gene expression
Cellular component (GO): nucleus
Source: RefSeq, a predicted model, not a curated record